ACACGCGCUUUGAGGUUGAAACGAUAUCGCGGUGCUCAGCUACUAAGUGCCCUGCUUUGCCAAAGUAUCCGUCAGGUGAAGGUAGAGGACCAUGGAAUGCCAAAGGUGAGCCCAACUAGACAAAGUUUUUGUUUAUCAUCAAAAUCAAACAAGGAAAAAGUAUAAAAUAAGGUUUGAUUUUUACUUGUAUUUGUGCUACAAAAACUAGGGUAGACUUGUGGGUGUAUGUGUGUGUGUGUGAAUGUGUAUGUGUUGCAUAACAGCACUCAGCUGAUGUGGUAUCAUGAAAUAAGUUCUUAUCAGAAGGGAAUAAGGAGAUAAACAUCUCAAUCAAUUAUAUCAUGUAACAAUGAUGCAAGUGAAUUCUUCAUGUUAUGUUUGUCUGAUGGACUUUUAGACAAGCCAUUAUAUAUUUCAAGGUCAGUCACUAUCAGCAUUAGCUGAUAGAGCAUGGAUACAAAAACCAGGAUAUUGGGUAAGGAUCAAUUCCUGAGACAAUGACCCAUGGUCAAAAAAACGUGCAAAUUAAUUAUAAUAUAGGAUGUUCAAGAUUUUAGCUUUGAGCUGUGCAUGGCUAGGAAAGGAGUCUGGGGGGCGGAAACACCCAUUUCUCUCUAUUGCAGGUGUAAGCAGGUGGUGCACUGGGAGGAUCCUGAGUUGUCGACAGACACAACUCAAAUACUGCCUGGAAUCGAGGGCAUCCUUUGUCCAACGUGUGGCCUGUGUAUUGGUCUUAACCACGUUCAGGAAUGGAUUCCCAUAAAAGAGUGCUUGCUGGACUCAUCACAGGCAGAUGGAUGGUGUCUUGCCGAAGGCUUAUGGGACCGUGCGAUUCAUUGGAUUCUCUCCCAGUUCAUCUAUCGAACUGUUGAGCCACCCAAUCUUGAAUCAAGAGAAACACUAUUUGAUGUACCUGACCCAACAGAUGUCAUUUAUCUGCUUUGGAUAGGAGGAAAAGCUGCUGGGUUCUGCACUUUGAAACCUACAGGUGCCCAUUUUGAAAGAACAUCAGAAAAAUAUGCCAUGUUUACAAUUGACACUAUAUUUGUCCGCUCUUCAUACAGGAGAAGAGGUCAUGUCAAAACUCUACUUCUGGCACUAUCAGAAUCUCAUAAUGACAUAGGCUUCAGCCAGCCUGUAUCUGACUCUAUGGUGAAAGUUCUCUGGAAGUUUUUAACUGAAAAUAGAGACCACAGACGUAGAUUCUGGGAAAUAAGUGGAGCUGGAAAUGAGGGCUGCCGUAAACUCCUGUGGUAUAUUCUUCGUCACAGGUGUAAAAAUUGGAGUACCUCUCAAGAUAAGACUGCAUUCUAAACUAAAGACUGAAUGGCUUUAUAUACUAGGUAAUAGAAAUUUGAUGCCAAAGAUAAAAUAGAAAGAUAUUUGUUGUAAAUUUUCAAAUGUAUCUGAAUUUUAGGGAUGUAUUAACAAACCAGCACACCAUCUUUUACCCUCCUAGAGAUUAUUUAUUUAAACACAGGAAUAACAGAAAUAGGUAGUGUUUAGCAUAAAAAUGUGUAUAUACAAAUAUGAUAAGUAAAAGUUGCUUUAUUUUUUUA
Molecule: messenger RNA, 1559 nt
Organism: Frankliniella occidentalis (western flower thrips)
Lineage: Eukaryota; Metazoa; Arthropoda; Insecta; Thysanoptera; Thripidae
Product: soluble lamin-associated protein of 75 kDa
Exons: 5
Coding region: 571-1314 (247 amino acids)
Molecular function (GO): acyltransferase activity, transferring groups other than amino-acyl groups
Source: RefSeq, a predicted model, not a curated record